UAAAUGUUGUGUUUUACGAUUCGUACGACUUGUCCUUAGUUUUUCUGCUGCCGGUUAUCUACCAAUUGCAAGACACAACAUUACAAUAGUGCGGGGCCGCGCUGUUUAAUAACUUUGAUACUAAUUGUCAGUCGGCUUCUUGAUGCCGGUCAUUGUACAAGUGUUCUCGCGAAUUAUUAAUGUGGAAUAAUGGCUGGCAGAAUGUUAAAAUUUAUACGAGGGAAGGGCCAGCAGCCCUCUGCCGAGAGGCAGAAACUUCAAAAUGAGCUGUUUGCAUUUCGUAAGACAGUACAGCAUGGCUUCCCACACAGAGCAUCAGCGCUUGCAUGGGACCCGCUCCUCAGACUGGCCGCCCUGGGCACGGCGACCGGCGCCCUCAAAGUGUACGGUCGGCCGGGAGUCGAGUUCUAUGGACAACACACAAAUCCAGACUCACCCGUCAUACAAAUACUCUUCAUUCCAGGCACGGGCCGCCUAAUCUCACUAUGUGACGACAACAGUCUCCACUUAUGGGAGAUCAACGAGAAAUCCCUAGUGGAACUAAGAACACACACAUUUGAAGGCAAAAAUAAAAAAAUAUCGGCAACCUGCGUGGAGGCGUCAGGCAAAAAUUUACUUAUUGGCACAGAAGGCGGGAACAUAUACACAUUGGACUUGAACACGUUCUCAUUAAGUGAGGAUGUUAUAUAUCAGGAUUUAGUUAUGCAAAACUGUCCAGAGGACUUCAAAGUGAACCCCGGCGCGGUGGAAUCGAUGUGCGAACACCCGAAAGUGCCGACCCGGCUCUUGAUCGGGUACAACAGGGGAUUGGUCGUGUUAUGGGACCGCGUCGCGUCGCAGCCCACAUACACCUGCGUAUCCAAUCAACAGUUGGAGAGCUUGUGCUGGAAUGACGACGGCGAACACUUCACGUCGUCGCACAAUGACGGCUCGUACGUGACGUGGGAGGUGAGCGGCGCGGCGAGCGAGCGACCGAUCAAGGAGCCGAUCACACCGUACGGACCGUACCCGUGCAAGGCCAUCACGAAGAUUCUGAACAGGACCAGCGUCAACGGCGACGAGAUACUCAUAUACGCUGGUGGCAUGCCGAGGGCUUCGUAUUCAGACAAAUACACAGUCACAGUACAACAAGGGGAAAAACAUGUCGCGUUCGAUUUCACUAGUCGUGUGAUCGACUUCUUCACAACGAGCCCGGUGCCGCCGGACGGGACCCCGCUGCAGGAGGCGCGGCCCGACACGCCGGCCCUCAUACAGCUACAGUCGGUCAACCAAGUCGCCGCCGCAUUGGUGGUGCUGGCGGAAGAGGAAUUGGUAGUGAUAGACCUAUGCGACAGUAAGUGGCGGCCGCUGCGGCCCCCGUACCUAGUGUCGAUCCACGCGUCCGCCGUCACCACCGCGCAGCUGGUCGACAACGUCGCAUCCAACGUGUACGACAACAUAGUAGCGGCCGGCGAGGCGCAAACGGAGAACGUGUACUCGGAGAGCGCGUGGCCGAUAUCGGGCGGCAACGCCGAGUCGGCGGAGGCGGGCGCGCGGCAGCUGCUGCUCACCGGCCACGAGGACGGCUCCGUGCGCUUCUGGGACGUCACCGGCGUCGCCAUGACGCCGCUCUACGCGUACACCACCGCGCCGCUCUUCAGUGGCGAGGAGAUCGGUGAGAACAAUGACAGUCAAAACGACGAGGAGGAGUGGCCUCCGUUCCGGCGGGUCGGCACCUUCGAUCCCUACAGUGACGAUCCGCGCCUCGCCAUCAAACGGGUGAUACUUUGUCCUCUCUCUGGGAUGUUGACCAUUGGCGGCGCCGCUGGGCACAUAGUUAUAGCAACACUAAAGAACGCCUCCAGCACUGCAGAAGUUAAGACCAUGUCGGCGAAUAUCGUGUCAGAUCGCGACGGCUUCGUUUGGAAGGGUCACGACCAGUUGACGUUACGUUCCGGUCCACUAACAUUCCCACAAGGCUAUCAAGCGACGUCGGUGGCGCAGGUGUCGCCGCCGGCGGCCGUGACGGCGCUGGCGGCGCAGUGGGAGUGGGGCGUGGUGGCGGCCGGCACCGCGCACGGACUCGCGCUAUUCGACGCGCUCACCGCCGCGCCGCUGCUGCACAAGUGCACGCUCAACCACCACGAUUCCGGUGCUGGUGACACGCCAAUUUCAAGACGGAAGUCGUUCAAAAAGUCAUUGCGAGAGUCGUUCAGACGAUUAAGGAAAGGCAGGUCACAAAGACGUCAAACCACAUCGAACCCCACAUCACCCACACAACCGCCUCCCAAGAAGCCCACAGACAAAGCGGCCUCAGAAACGGACGCGGAUAUAAAGCCUGUAGAACGCGCGGUGGAGGCGCGCUCCACGGACGACGCUAACGCCCCCGUCGUGCGCUGCCUGUACUUCGCACGCACAUUCCUUGUCAAUGCACAAACAUCUACGCCGACGCUAUGGGCGGGCACUCACUGCGGCACGGUGCACGCGUUCACCUUAAACGUACCCAACAACAACAAAAGGAAAGAGGAACCGGUUACUUGUAUACUAGCGAAAGAGAUCCAAUUAAAACACAGAGCCCCAGUCAUAGGCAUCACAGUGUUGGACGCCGCGUCAGCGCCGCUACCUGAUCCAUUAGAGGUGGAGCGUGGCGUGGCGGCGCUGCCGGAGGCGGGCGCGCACCGCGUGGUGAUCACCUCAGAGGAGCAGUUCAAGGUGUUCACGCUGCCCUCGCUCAGGCCCCAUCACAAGUACAAGCUCACCGCGCACGAGGGAGCCAGGGUGCGGCGGACGGCGUUCGCGUGCUUCACGAGCGGCGCGCACCGCGAGUGGUGCCUGCUGUGCCUCACCAACCUGGGCGACUGCCUCGUGCUCAGCCCCGAGCUGCGCCGCCAGCUCAACGCCGCCGCCGUCCGCAAGGAGGACAUCAAUGGUAUUUCAAGUAUGUGCUUCUCAAAGAGAGGCGAAGCUCUCUACUUACACUCGUCGUCAGAACUGCAGCGAAUUACACUCUCCGCUACGAAGGUGACGAUUGCUCAAUGUCAAGUGAUAUUGUCACCGUGGGCGGCCGCACUGCGGGGGACUACUGAAGGGACCCCACUCACUAAUGGAGAACACAGGCAGGAGGAGACGGCGGAAACGAUCCACGACGUGACGGCCGCGUCGGGCGACAUCACCGUCGACUCGGUCCGGGACCACACCAACGCUGAACAACAACCACCAGAGCUCAACAUCAACUUGCAGAACUCGCAAGUGAACACGAGCUCUAUGGUGGUGAAAACGACAACCAGGACGACGAUCAACGACAGCAGCGGCGACGGCAACACGACCACCACCACCACUACUACUUCCACAAACGCUACCACCGAGAACACGCAGCCUAAACACGCGCGGCCGCCACGCGUUGCCAGGGAGAAGAACGUGCAGUGGUACUCAUAAGGCUUGUACACACAGACGGGCACCGUGACAGUGCCGGCCGGGACCGACCCGAAGCUGAUCCUCGAGAUGUUUGACCGGCAGCGCUCGCCGCUCUCUGUACCGGUGCCGCCCGCAGCCGCCGAUGCGCACUAGGGCUCCACCUUGCCCGUCUUCACACCACAUAUCUAAAACCGAUCACCACCGCUGAUAGGGUUGACAACUGUCAAAAUUAUAUUCCCAGACAAAAUGUAUUUUGUAUUUAAACUAAUAUGAAUGUAUGAAGGAUCAUUGUGCGGUGGCGCCAUCUGUUUUAGCUUUCACCGAUCGACAUCGUCGUAAUUUCAUUGUCAGAAUAGAAAUGGUGAAAAUCAUAAGUUUACAAGUAAUGAUCGGUUUGUAGAUUGAAUGCGAAAUUUUAAACCGGUAUUCGAUCCCUGUCCACCGAUAUUUCACAUCGAAUUCCGGUAUUUAGUGAAGUAAUACAAGCGUGACAUGUUUGUAGUAAGAGUAUAUAUAUAUAUUUCGUUUUUACGGUUUUAAUAUUACAUAUUGUUAAUUUUCGUCAACGCUAAGACAGCUAAAAGUACUGCCAUGUUUAGAGUGCAUGGUGACUACGUUUUCUGCUGUAAGUGAAUAUCCCUAUACUCAGAAUUAAUAAAUAAGUCACAUGUACCAACAAAUUGUUUGAUCUAAACUCUUUGUUAAAAUAAAAUUGCUUAAUAUGCGUGCAUGUUGCUAAUAAUAGCGAAUUUUGUUUUUCCAUAACAUACAAUUAUUAUGUUAUCUAUCUAUUCUGUCUACAGAAACUAUACAUAAUUUUAUUAUAAUCAGACGUAGACGUACUUAAAUAUAUAUUAAAAAAAAAAAGAAACUUAUGUAAUUCCUAUCACAAGUUGAUGUUUAUUUGAGUACAAAAUCUGGACCACCAGCGCCAUAACAACAUUUGUUGUAAUAACAAUCCUGCAAUAUGAUUGUAGAAUUGUUUUUAAUAGUAUUUUUUUAUUUAAGUGAACAACGUGAAAAAUAAUCUACCAAUUUAGCGUGUUAAUAUGGUUAAGUUGCUAUUUCAAACAUUCGGAGUGAACGUGAUGUGCCUAUUUAUUUCUUUUUAUUAUUAUUAUUAUUACGAAGAGAAUUGUAUUUAGGUAACUAUAAGAACAUCUAGACUAGUUAUAGAACAUUAUUGUCAAUACAAUUAGCAAUUGACUAGAGUAUAUUUUUUAUUGAGUAAAUUAUAAUUUAAAAUUCGCUUAAUUAAUUUGCAAUGGCAAUUUUUUUUUUAAGGCGCGUAACGUUCUUGCGCUUGUCGUAAGUUUUAAUUUGAAUUGUAUAUUCAGUAAAUAUUAUUUUUAAUAAAUUAUAAUAACAAUUAAUGAAUCAAUGUGAAAAGAUUAUGCAAUAUUUUUUUAGCCAUUUAAUAAUGUUUCUUUUUUAAUUUUAUAUUUUACUGUUUCGUAUUUUAGUUUUGUACAGUGCAACGACGGAUACACUAACCAUCAUAUGUUAGAAAUAAGCUAGCUUUGAGAUUGCAGUGUGAUUAUAGAAUUGAAUUCGAGCAGGAUGGAGAACAGCUUGUUGUAUUAGCAUCUCUUUUUAAUCUUCGUGGUUUGGCGAGGAUUUCAAUUUGAGUGUAAGUGAGUUGGAAAAUAUGAAAGUUCUUACAAGUUGACCUGUUCCAGCUAUACGAUACAAUUUUUUUUAUUCUUCAUACCUUAUUGUAUAAUUCGUGACAAAUGUUAUAAAGUUUUAUAUUCAUAGUUGUUUACUAAUCCGUGACCAACAAAUUAAUUUUUUAAUUUACAAUUUCAUAUUCACGGUGUAAUCUCGUAGUCUCGAUGUACUUUUUUGAGAUGGGUUAUUGUGUUCAGCCAACUUCGUUGACAUAUUUUAUUCCUUGUAUCACGCUACAUCUAAUUAGAUUGGCAGCUAUUAUUUUUUACAUAAAAUGACAUUAUAAUAUUUGUAACACACUUAUCAACAUCACAUUUUGUGAUAUAAGGGGAUUGAAGUUAUAUAUAAACGUUAUAUUUUAAUUUCUAGUUAUAAGUUGAAUGUGCCUGCCCGUUUCAUUUUAAGGACAAAAGCUUUUGGGGUACUGUAUGUUGUUAUACUGUAGGAUGCGCGGUUGGAUCUCUCCUGACAUCCACGUCUGCUCUUUUGACUACUGUACAUUUUUCUCUAUCUAUUGUGGCAUUUUUAAUACAUAUUUGAUACGAAACUUACAAUUUGUAUCCAACAUUCUUGCAAAAAUAAAAGCUAUUAUUAAUGAUAA
This is a messenger RNA of Galleria mellonella (greater wax moth), 5665 nucleotides long. It is a transcript of the gene l(2)gl, whose product is annotated as lethal(2) giant larvae protein homolog 1. The record is from RefSeq and is a predicted model, not a curated record. The coding region runs from base 190 to 3414 and encodes 1074 amino acids. Gene Ontology annotation, molecular function: syntaxin binding; myosin II binding; GTPase activator activity. NCBI's taxonomy places the organism in Eukaryota, Metazoa, Arthropoda, Insecta, Lepidoptera, Pyralidae. Gene Ontology annotation, biological process: establishment of spindle orientation; regulation of establishment or maintenance of cell polarity; regulation of Notch signaling pathway. Gene Ontology annotation, cellular component: cortical actin cytoskeleton; plasma membrane; cytoplasm. The transcript is spliced from 25 exons.